Molecule: messenger RNA, 988 nt
Organism: Mytilus trossulus (common blue mussel)
Lineage: Eukaryota; Metazoa; Mollusca; Bivalvia; Mytilida; Mytilidae
Product: large ribosomal subunit protein uL30-like
Exons: 5
Coding region: 302-946 (214 amino acids)
Biological process (GO): maturation of LSU-rRNA from tricistronic rRNA transcript (SSU-rRNA, 5.8S rRNA, LSU-rRNA)
Cellular component (GO): cytosolic large ribosomal subunit
Molecular function (GO): RNA binding; structural constituent of ribosome
Source: RefSeq, a predicted model, not a curated record
AAUGCGAGAAGUAGAAAAGCUGCAAUCCUAUCAGAAAAUUUAAAGGUAGUUGGUACUACAAUCAUACAGGAUUGGACCAACCCAUAGGCUGGAAUUGAGAUGAUGCUAGGUCAAAUUAUGCAUAUAAUGGCUCAAAGUAAGAAAGAAGGCAAAAGCUGCAUUCCUAACAAAAUAUUCAUUUUGGUAUUUAGGAUGCUCAGCUAUGAUCUGCUCAAAGAUUCCUAGGAUGCUCAGCUCUAUUCUAUUUUAGAAUUGAAGCUGCAAUCCUAAGGAAAGGGAAAUUUUAUACACUGGUCUUCAAAUGACUGGAAAAAGAGUUCAAAAACAAGCCGAAAAGAAAAAGGUCAUCUUUACAAGGGCAGAAAAAUAUGUCAAAGAAUACAGAGGAAAGGAACGUGACCAGAUCCGUCUCCAGAGACAGGCCAAGAAAGGAAACAACUUCUAUGUGCCUCCAGAAUCCAGACUGGCUUUUGUUACCAGAAUCAGAGGUAUCAAUGGUGUUCAUCCCAAACCAAGGAAGGUUAUGCAGCUUUUCCGACUACGACAGAUCAACAAUGGUACAUUCAUGAAACUGAACAAAGCUACCAUCAACAUGCUGAGAAUUGCUGAGCCAUACAUUACAUGGGGCUAUCCCAACUUGAAGAGUGUACGAGAAUUGAUCUACAAGAGAGGAUAUGCUAAAGUUAGAGGACAGAGAAUACCACUGACAGACAACUCUAUCAUUGAGAAAAGUUUAGGUAAACAUGGAAUCAUCUGUAUGGAAGAUUUGAUCCACGAAAUUGUGACAGUAGGACCAAGCUUCAAACAGGCUUCCAACUUCUUGUGGCCCUUCAAACUAAACACACCAAAUGGUGGUUGGAGAAGGAAGUAUAACCAUUUCAAUGAUGGUGGAGACUUUGGAUGCCGAGAGGACCAGAUCAAUCCUUUAUUGAGGAAAAUGGUCUAAAUACAAAGACUUUAAGCAAAUUAAAAAAAGAAAAACCUAAAA